UAUGGGAUAUUCAAAAUGGCAGCUCCCAUGUCUAAAUUGUCAAUGGUAAAAAAAAUAUUUGACAAGAGUCUGAAAGUCACAGACAGAAGGUUCAUAUCGAAGUAUAUCUCUGAAACAUCUGGAAGUCGAAUUCCUAUCUUAACUUUGUCUGGGUCUCUUUUACACAAAAGGCUCAUGUGUCAAAAUGUAACAACAACAGACAGAAUCUUCAUUGAUACACACAGUGCAGUCAAAGCUAUGGAGAAGAGUGGUUUAACAGUAGAACAGGCUGAAUGUUUGACAGGAAUCUUGAUGAAUAUCAUGGAAAAAAGCACUGAGCUAAAUCAUAAAGAACUUGUAAAUAAACAACAACAGGAAAUGGUGAUACAGCAAGUGAUGUCCCACAUAGCCUCUGUUAAGAAGGACAUGGUGAUCCUAGAAAAAAGUGAAUUCUCUGCUCUUAGAAGUGAGAAUGAGAAAUUGGCAAUAGAAGUCAACCAACUUAGGCAACAAUUAGCUGAUGAAAUCCAAAAGCUUGCCAAUACAGUGAAAUUAGACAUCAAUCUCGAGAGGAGUCGAUCAAUAGAGAUGUCUGCAGGGCAGGAACAAGAACUAGAGAAGGUUACCCAAAGGAUACGAACAGAGGUGGCCAACAUGACAGCAAAAUUAGAAGCUACCAAAACAGAUAUGAUCAAAUACUUUGCCGGAACCCUCCUUGGGUGUUUAACGUUAGGUCUUGGUUUUUAUCGCAUCCUUCUCAUGUGACAUCUAGCACCUUGUCUUGCUCCUCGUAAUUAUCCUCACCAAGUAAUUUAAAAUAUCACUGUGCAGCAAUGAGACAGAUGUCAGCAUGUAGUGCCACUUUGUUAGAUCUUGGCCCAGUAGCGUUUGAUGACAGUGGUAAUUUUUAUACUUGAUUAAAUUAACAAUCAUUUGUAAUCAAGCGUUCUUGCCAACUGUACAAUCAAGCGUUCAUGCCAACU
Lytechinus variegatus (green sea urchin) is the source of this 962-nucleotide messenger RNA. RefSeq names its product mitochondrial calcium uniporter regulator 1-like. Bases 16 to 744 code for a protein of 242 amino acids. Gene Ontology annotation, cellular component: mitochondrion. Lineage: Eukaryota; Metazoa; Echinodermata; Echinoidea; Temnopleuroida; Toxopneustidae. The transcript is spliced from 8 exons. The record is from RefSeq and is a predicted model, not a curated record.